ACUACGUUCCCAUCAUUAUUACGCUUGCACCUCUUCUUGAACUUUCUUCUACUGCAAUCAGCAAACAGGAAAUCGCUGGCUUUCUAGUAAUAGGUCUAAUUCGCGCUAUUAUGGAUAUCGACAAUCAACAACCACAGGAUCCUGACUCAGUUGAUCCCGCCCAGUCUUUGCGAGCAGCCGCUUUGCUUUCAAGAAAGCGCCGCAAAGUAGCUGCCGAGCAACCGCCAACAGUGCCCCAACGCCCCCAGGUCGACCAGACUGUGCACUUAGAUUACGGUCAAGAAGAGACUGCUACACCAUCAGAGCCUUCUGCAAAUUUUCCCGCGACACAGAUAAAGGCUCUAUCGACAUCAGAAGAGGCUCAUACUCCGAUACCAGAAAUUGAAGAUGGUCAGAUCCGAGAGGAAGGUGAAAUCAGCGAUACGGAAGAAGCCGCCCCUCCACCAGCAAGGCCUACCUCGCCGCCUCCAAAAUUCCGGAGGCUCGAAACAUCCUCGAAGGAUUCCAAACUCGUUCCUACCUCUCCAGUGCUCGAGUCAAAUGCCAGGAAUCGGCAUUCACCUCACCUCGAUUCUCCCUUUGCGUCCUCAAAAUCCGCUUUCGAAUCAGAAACCUUCCAGCCACCACCACCAACUUUCUCGCAACCUUUUUUCCUCGAAACAUCCACGUAUAGACUUGACCCAGAUCAUGUCAGGCCAGGGCUGGCCAUGUCCGAGGAUCAAUAUAAUACCGCCAAAGACAUCGUCUUGGAUCUACUUGGUUGGGGUGUUCCCCCCGAGUACCUUGUUGACUGUGGCCUUAGUCGUCACGUCGUGUUCUACGUUUUUACCGAACUCAACUUGCGGAUGCCAUCUAAUUUGGAUACCAACGGUCUUAUUCCAUACCCUACACCUGAAAUGUUGUCGUCCAUUCCCGCGUCACCUUCGCAAUCAAUUCGCUCCACCCCAUCUACGAUGCCUCCACCCCCGACAAUCCCUUCCCACAAAGAGUUCACUAGCCCAGUUGUUACGGCUGCUUCUGAUCGCCCGCGUAUCAGACUCGCUGCUCGUCUCGGCCUCCGUAUACCGCCAGUGGGUGAGCCCACUGAUGUGAAAAUGGAGCCAACGUCCCCGUCGGCAGCUGACUCGCCGUCAUCCCUUCACAUGAUCGAGCAGCAACGGCGACAAGAGUUACUUGCUCGAAAAGCUGUAUUUGCUUCUCGCAAAGCCAAACCGUCUGAUUCCCCUGGCAGUUCAUCUUCGGUCAGAGACAGGGACGUUGAAAUGCCUUAUGUUGCUCCAACUGAGAUUGUCGAAGAUUUUUUAAAGAGCAUUCCUGCUGUGGAUAACGAAAUCGCAGAUAGCGGUAGCAAUUCAGCAUCCUCGCGCCCGGCGCGAUACUCCAGUCCUGAAAUCAUGGACGUUGACCAGACCUUCCCUGCUCUUGUUACUCCACAAUCAGCCACUUCUGCGGAGCCAUCUGACCAAACUCCCUUCCAUUCUGCUGAUUCAGAAACGUCUGGCGCUAUUUCGCCGGCAACUGAUGCUCCACCUUCGUCCGGUAAUUCCACUACUCAGUCCUCAGAUACGUAUUCUGGAGCAUCCUCAUCCACCACGUCAGCUCUGGCUGAUUACUCGGCACCUUCCAACUCUACCACUCCAAGUUUCACAUCUACCACUCCAGGUUAUGACACCAAUGGCCUGCAACGGAGGGGUACCAAGCGACCGGUCGCUGCCGACUUCGUUGACUUUGACCAUGGUUCUGGUACUUCCAGAUUUGCUUCCGGCAACGGGUAUUCAAGUAAUGGCUACACGCACCCUAAUUUAAUUCGACGGAACACAGGGAGUUUUGCGGGAGUGAGUGGCAUGCGACGAUGUGUCAUCGAACUCAGCGACAGCGAAGAUGAUGGAGAUGGCGAUGGGACUGGUGAUACUGCUUUUUAUGACGGUCCAUCAUCGCAUUCACCGAUGAUGAUCUUCGCGCGUGCUGCACGUUUUGGUGGCAGUGGAACGCCAAUAUCAUCCUAUAGUUUUGCUAACGGCGAAGGGCGCUCGACUCCCCCAAAUCUGCAUUUAACCAACGCCAACGCCUCUUUGGGUAUGUCGCCUGCUGCUCUUGCUGAGAAAGAGGAGGAGAUCAAAAGGAUGCGUCAAAUGAUUGCUCAGAGAGAAGAGCUCCGGCAGAAAAAGCUUGCCGCUAUGUCGGGCAAAGGGACUCCGACAAUUCAACCUGCAGCCGCAGGGUCUUCCAUAGCCGAUAUUGCUGCACCUUCAGCGAGCACAGUUAGGUCAGAAAGCGAUCCCGGAGCGGCCAUCAAUCACGAGGACACCGCUCUACCCCUUCAUAAUGGCCGCGUUGGGAGUGCGCAGUCUGAAAAUGCUGAAGAUGCGGUUAUGGGAGAUGCGCAAGAUGACUCUGAACCGACCGCAGCCCAGCAAAGCGCCGAUAAUUCAAUGGUCAUUUCCGCUGAGGAAGCUGCUUCUGGAGACACCAGCAGCGAAAUAACCUCAGCAAAGCACACCAUGGGGGGUGCAGGAUUCGAGCCACUCACUAAUGAUGGCACCGUCGACGAAGACCAAGAGCUGACGAUGACAGAGGAAGCACGUUCCGAAAAAUGGGCAAGGACCUUUCUCCCGUUUCAUUUAACCGUGUUUUAUGUCCUGACUUUUAUUCUUUGUUUCUUUUCUCCAUUUGUGAUUUCUGGGAUCGGAUCUAGGUAUCUUCAAGCGCAACGUUUCAUCAAACUGCUGGCGUGUUUGAUGUAUCAUCGUCGUCAGAGGUCCCGAAGAAGGAAUUGCAAGAUUCUCAAACGAGCUUUCCGUCUUAUGAUUCGCCAUUCUCGACCUACCCUCUACUUCUAUCCCAAUUACGUGCAACGGGUCUUGAUGCCGAUUCUUCUCAAGAUCCUCGGCGAAUUGCCACUCAUUCAUCCAGAUCGACAUCGCGAGGGAGUGCUAGCUAUGCACUUAAUUUAUCAUCACCAUCACCACCCACUUCGCUUAUCUACUGUGCACCAUCAUUAUCUCAUUCAUGUUCCACUGUUUUUGUUCCAGAUCUCAAGCCUUUGAAGCUUGCGACAUUGCAGCGCGCCCUUGGACAACUCAGUGCUAGCGAUUCAGGUCUUCGGGUAUGUCAGUACGAAGUGCCUGGUGGAGGUGUUUGUCGCGACAAAGACUGUAACGAUCUGCAUCUGAGCCGACUCGAGAGCGAACCGAGUG
Molecule: messenger RNA, 3197 nt
Organism: Suillus paluster
Lineage: Eukaryota; Fungi; Basidiomycota; Agaricomycetes; Boletales; Suillaceae
Exons: 7
Coding region: 111-3047 (978 amino acids)
Source: RefSeq, a predicted model, not a curated record